AUGUUCCAGGGGCAGCGUGGUUGGUUCUGCCGCAGCGUCAGUCAGGACUUGAGACAGUUCUGGGUGGACGAAGGCGGGGCAAUCAGCGACGCCCAGACCGCCGACUUCCUGUUCAGCUGUGAUGCCUCGCAUCCGGACACGCUGAGACUAUAUCACAGCACCGAGUACAUAGAAGAUAAUGUUACAGUUUUUCAUGCCUACUAUCUCUCUGCGGUAGCUAAUACUGAAAGGAAAAACUCAGUGGCCUUGGGCCAUUUUGUUCUUCCUCCUGCGUGUCUGCAAAAAGAAAUACGAAGAAAAAUUGGUAGUUUUAUUUGGGAACAAGAUGAAAAUUUUCCAGUACAAAAGCAUGGCAGAAUAACAUCAAAUAAAAGGGAAAGCAGUGAGCCAACAACAGAACACAAAAAAGAAAGUGCGGAGAGUCAUUUUAUAAGCACUCCAGUUGUAGAAAAGCAGCUGUACUUCCCUCUUCGGAGUUACCCGGUGAACAACAUGGUAACAGGUUAUAUAUCAAUUGAUGCCUUGGAGAAAUUUCUUGGAGAAUUACAUGACUUCAUUCCAGGAAGCUCGGGAUAUUUGGCAUAUCAUGUUCAAAAUGAAAUUAAUAUGUCUGCUAUAAAAAACAAAUUAAGGAGGAAACUAAGUUAA
Chionomys nivalis (European snow vole) is the source of this 648-nucleotide messenger RNA. RefSeq names its product telomere repeat binding bouquet formation protein 2 (gene Terb2). The transcript has 7 exons. The record is from RefSeq and is a predicted model, not a curated record. Gene Ontology annotation, biological process: meiotic attachment of telomere to nuclear envelope; homologous chromosome pairing at meiosis. Lineage: Eukaryota; Metazoa; Chordata; Mammalia; Rodentia; Cricetidae. Bases 1 to 648 code for a protein of 215 amino acids. Gene Ontology annotation, cellular component: nuclear inner membrane.